Messenger RNA from Gongylonema pulchrum, 786 nucleotides. NCBI's taxonomy places the organism in Eukaryota, Metazoa, Nematoda, Chromadorea, Rhabditida, Gongylonematidae. The record is from the annotation of a GenBank genome assembly.
AUUGUUAUUAUGUCUGCGACACUAGAAACUGAUGCACUUUCCGAGUAUUUUGACAAUGCACCGGUGUUUUUUGUUCAAGGGAGAACAUAUCCAGUCCAGGUUUUUUAUGCAAAUUCGUUGGAUAAGAAAGAUGAUGAUUACCUUUUCAAUGUUAUUGCAACAGUACUGCAGAUUCAUCGUACCGAGCCGAUGAGAUCUGAUGUACUGGCUUUCUUAACGGGACAAGAAGAAAUUGAAACAGCUUGCAAAAAAAUCGAGGAAGCAUCUAAGCUUGUAACCGGUAAUAUUGUAGCUCUUCCACUGUACGCAAAUCUUCCACCGAUAACACAAAUGCGGGGUACAAGGAGAGUAAUAUUUGCGACCAACAUAGCGGAAACAUCUUUGACGAUACCGGGUAUUCGAAUUGUUGUGGAUAGUGGAAAAGUGAAAACUAAUUCAAAGGUUGAAGCCCGCAAUUUCCUUUUCCAUAAGGCAGAAGCUGUCGGUGUUGGUCGAACUGGUAGCAUUUUGCCAAUUGCAAGCACUAGUUGGCGAGGUCUCAGUGACUAUCUUUUUCACUCGCGAUUGAAGAACAGGACAUAUCAUCCUGAUCGUGGUAUCGAUGUGCUUCGGGUGGAAGAUGUUUCACAAUCUUCGGCUAUGCAGCGUGCUGGCCGUGCAGGCCGUGAAUCUCCCGGCAAAUGCUUUCGAGUUUAUUCCGAAAAACAUUUCUUUUCCUUACCAAAAAACACUACUCCCGAAAUAUUGCGCUCGAAUCUGUCAACGGUAAUGCUUUUUGCAAACUAA